This is a messenger RNA of Oikopleura dioica, 909 nucleotides long. NCBI's taxonomy places the organism in Eukaryota, Metazoa, Chordata, Appendicularia, Copelata, Oikopleuridae. The record is from the annotation of a GenBank genome assembly.
AUGGACAUCAAUGUGUUUCCGUUUGAAGUACGAGGCCUGGUGAUUCAAGUCAGAAAUCAGCAGGGAGAAGCAGUCGGACGAUUCGACUGGGACCCGAGAUUCACGAUUCCUCAGUGGUUACAGGAUCAACGAGACCAAACAUUUAACCUCAUCGACUGCCAGAACCUCAAUGAUACUGUCCUGUUUCUCGGUUAUGAGCUGAUAGAAUCCGCCCAAGAUGGGUUCAUCCUGCCUGUUUGGUACCGAGACGAUCCAUCGAUAAGUUUGGCAGAUAUAACCGUUGAAUACACAAUUUUAUCAACAAAAGAUGCAUAUUUUUCGUCUUUGCCUUUUAGUUCAACUGCUCAAAAUGGAAUAUCCAAUCAAGAAUGCCUUGAUCAGGGACUUUCGCCAUUAUCUGCUGAAAUAGUCGCACCAGAAACGACAACGGUAGUUUCAAACUUAGUCCAAAAUACGACGAUUCAAGAUGUUGAAACAACAGCUGUUCCUCAGACAACCACAUUUGAGCUAUCGACGUCACUCAUCUCUUUAUCAUCUCCUUUAGAAACAACAACUCAGCCGGUUACAACGGAUGAACCAACCCAGGAAGUGACGACGCUGCAGAAUCCGUUGCUUACCACCAGCGCGCAACUAAUUCUGGAAACCACGAAUGCGGCAGUUUCCAGCAACACAACUACCGCUUUGAUAACUGAACCGAUUGAGUUGACCACAGAAGAAGAAACAACGACAAUUUACUCAAACACAACUUCAAGUUUUCUGAUUGAUCGUCUCUCACCGUCUCUAUGGGAAAUUUGGCUGCCCUUACUGAUCUUUUUCAUUCCGCUUUCUUGCUUUUUACUGUGGAUAUUCUUCAGAGAAAAAAAGAAGCAGGAUAAUGAGGUACACCCCGAGGAUGCCCAUCAAGAUUAA